UUGGCCGCCAAAAAAGUAGCAUCUACAUAGUACAGGCGCAGUUGAGUGUAUUGAAAUCCAAAUCAUAAUACACAUGAUUUUAUAGUGAAAUAUUCGAAGCAAUCUCAUCGACAAGAUGUUUAUCUUGACGAAGAUAGCCGAUCUAGUCCAGAUCAGACCGGACCAAUUUGAAAAGCCCAGCCAUAUUGCUAUCGAAGACGCCAUCAACUCCAAGUAUUCAAACCGAGUAAUUCAAAAGAUCGGGCUCUGCAUCUGCAUGUAUGACCUGUUAUGGGCUUCAGAGGGUCUCAUCGGUCAUGGGGACGGGAUGGUGAAUGUUAAUGUCGAGUUUCGUGUGAUUGUGUUUAGACCUUUCAAGGGUGAGGUCAUGUUUGGGAGGAUCACCGAAGCCGAUGAAACUGGUAUCACAAUUCGUACCGAUUUCUUCGAAGAUAUCUUCGUCCCGUUCAAGGAGCUACCCGAGAACACCCUAUACAACCAAAAUGAGAAGGCAUGGACGUGGGUCUUCGAUCCUGAAAGUGAUCCGAUGUAUUACGACAAUAACGAGAUGGUCCGAUUUCAGGUACUGGAUGAGUCAUGGCAUGAUCAGAGACCGGAUAACUCGGAUCAAGAAACCAUAGACAAGGCGAAGAAGUCAUCCCCUUACCACAUCGACGGGUCCAUGAUGAAAGAGGGGCUCGGAGUUUGUCUUUGGUGGGAAUAAUCAUGGGUGCAUCUAUUUGAUAGACUGUACCUAUUUGGCACGGGACGGCGUUUUGGUUGGAAAAGCUAUUUGCAUUGAGGUCUAGCUGAUUAAGCUACCUACUACCCAGUCCUGUUUAUUUAGACUUGAUACCCUCGAGCAAUCGAUCCUCUACGUCAUCCAAAAUCGAGU
Messenger RNA from Annulohypoxylon maeteangense, 874 nucleotides. Its product is annotated as RNA polymerase III subunit Rpc25-domain-containing protein. Gene Ontology annotation, molecular function: DNA binding; DNA-directed RNA polymerase activity. The coding region runs from base 116 to 703 and encodes 195 amino acids. Gene Ontology annotation, cellular component: RNA polymerase III complex. Lineage: Eukaryota; Fungi; Ascomycota; Sordariomycetes; Xylariales; Hypoxylaceae. The record is from RefSeq and is a predicted model, not a curated record. The transcript has 5 exons. Gene Ontology annotation, biological process: DNA-templated transcription; transcription initiation at RNA polymerase III promoter.